AUGGAAGGUGGUAGAUAUUCGGUUGAUUUGGGUAACCUCGAGCGCAACCGAAGGAACGAGAUUGGGAGGACGAAAUCCCGCAAAGGUAAAGAACUUGCCGGCUCUUCAUCUCAAAGUCGAGAUGAUUUUGAAACGGGUUACCAAAGGAGGGAUGAAGAUGCGAUGUCCGAAGAACAACUACAACAAGAAUUGGCCCGACAUAAUAACCGCUUUCUCCAACAACAACAAAUCCCGACCACCAUUGACGAAGAUGAGCUUGAGCAUGAAGAUGCGGAGGAAAUGGAACCGGAGACGGCCGAGGAGGAGGGUGGCGGCAUCCACGACGCCGACGAGUCUGCCUCAUCCCAAAGCGCCACCGGUAAUAAAAAAAGUAAAUCUGAACUAAUGAAAAAUAAUUUUGAUAAGUGGAAGGAUGCACAAACCGGGUAUUGGCACGCAACUUGCAAGUGGUGCAACAAAAAUUAUAGCUUGGGGACCUCCGGCGGAUACGGAUCCGCCGCAAGGCAUCUUAAGGCAAAGCACCCCGUGGAGUAUGCAAAAUUAGGCGGCGGAACGGGGAAGCAAACUCAAAUAUCGAGGUUUGCGAAUUUUCAACCUUUUGGUAAUUUCUCAUACAAUGAUGCACAAAAUUUGACUGGUAUGGCUUACUUAGUUUGUGAAGAAAAUUUGCCUUAUAUGUUUUCUGAUAGUCUUGCUUUAAGAGAUUAUGCAUGCGGUAGUUUAAAUCCUCAAUUUACAGGUUAUAGUCUCAAAACUGUUAAGAAAGAAAUUAUAAGGCUUUAUAAAGCGGAAAAGGCAAGGUUACAAUUUUUUUUGCAAACUUUGAUGGGCGUGUUGCUAUUUGUUCUGACAUACGGGAGGAUGAUUUUCAUCAUAUAAAUUAUUUGGGUCUGACUGCUCAUUAUAUUGAUGAUGAUUGGAAUAUGCAUAAAUGUGUUCUUGCUUUUCGUGAAUUUAAUGAUCGUCACACCGCUGAACAUAUUUAUAUUUUGAUUGAGCGUAAUUUAAUUGAGUAUAAUUUGAUUGAUAAGGUGUUUGUUAUUGGUUUCGAUAAUGCUACUAAUAAUACUGCUGCUAUACCUAGAUUGUGUGACUUGUGUGAUGCCAAUACUUUGAUGUGCAUGCCAUGUUUUAAAUUUAUGUCUGCAAGACGGUCUAAUGGCAAACUUAUUUGACUGAAAGGGGUGUGAGAUAUGUUGCUUUUCCUAAAGAUUUGAGUAUUCGUUGGAAUAGUACUUAUAAAUUACUUAAAGUUGUUCUUAGAUAUAAAGAACAUUUUCCUGCUUUUUUAAAACAACAUGAUAACUAUAUUAUAAAUUCGGCUGAGAUCGACACUUACGAAAAAAAUUGUAAUGUUUUGAUUUUUUUUAAUGCAACUGAAACUUUAGUCAUGUUUAUAAACCUACCGCAAACCAAUUUAUUCGUGAAGAUGUUAAUCUCGCCGGUGCUUUUAGAGAAUUUGAGAAUGCCGUUUACGUGAGUUAUUUUUGUGAUUUUAUGAAGGAAAAGUUUUUAAAAUAUUAUGCACAUAUUCCGCAUAUUUAUGGUAUUGCAUUUAUUCUCAAUCCUCGUUUUAGACUAGCUAAUUUGGAAGAUUGUUUCAAGUUCUAUUAUCUUGCUUUUUUUUUUGGUGAAUUUCCAAUAUAUGACGAUAACCCCAUAGAUCCGAAAACGGAAUACAACGAUGUUAGUGCUUUAUUUUAUGUCUUAUUUAAUGAGUUUCGCGCACAAUAUGGCAACACUCCCCCUCCCCCGACACGAACAUCUUCAUCUAAAGGAAAAACGAUUUUUAAAUCUGCAUUUGACAAUCUUAUGAAAAAAAACUAAAACAACUCAUGUUACUGAACAAAGCGCAAUAAAUGAGAUUACUUUGUAUUUAACAUAUGAAGUUGAAUUUGAAGAAAACGAUGACUUUGACGUUCUAAACUGGUGGAAGUCAAAAGAAAGAACGUUCCCGAUUUUAGCACGGAUGGCUAAGCAAGUGCUAUCAAUGCCGGUUUCAACAGUUGCUGUGGAACAAGAAUUUAGUUCGGCCGGCAACGUCCUAACGGCAUCUAGAACGAGAUUGAGCGCGGAGUCUCUUGAGACGCUUAUAUGCUACCACGAUUGGUUGAAGGCCGCACGUAGAACUCAAGAAAUGAGCAUCACCCCCUCCCAAGACUUUAUGGAUGACUCAACAACCGAUGGUGGCUCUACCUGUAACACUUGAGAUUUAAUAUAAACGGAUUAAUAGUACUACUCAUACAAACAGAGGUGCAUCUCCUUUUAAGGGAGCUCAUCACCCAAGAACUCCAAAGUUAAGCGUGCUUGCACGGGAGUAGUCUUGGGAUGGGUGACCCCCUGGGAAGUUUCUCAGGGCGCGCACGAGUGAGGACAAAGUGCGCGGUAAAGGCUUGUGGUGGUUUGUGGGGACAGUACUAUUGGUCUCGAGUAACUACCUCGGGUCUGGUGGGGCCGGGGUGUUACACUACCUAUGCCGGAGAUUCCCAUUUAUUAGUAUUUUAAAAUUUAUUAUAAAAUGUAUUUUGUAGCACUUCUCAAAUUAAUUUGUACUUGUACUUCAUAUUUCAAAAUUGUAAACGUGUACUUCAUAUUUCAAAAUUGUAAA
Cuscuta epithymum is the source of this 2608-nucleotide messenger RNA. The record is from the annotation of a GenBank genome assembly. NCBI's taxonomy places the organism in Eukaryota, Viridiplantae, Streptophyta, Magnoliopsida, Solanales, Convolvulaceae.